GUGUUCUUUAACGACGUGGCGGACCAAUUUAGGGUCGUUCGGCCACCACACGGCUCAAAUGCCCUUUGGACGUUUAACAUAUCUCGGCGGCGUGUGAAUCAUCACCGGUAACUACCGUGCACUUCCGAUUAUCUCUAUCACUGAUUACUUAUCAGCUGAUAAAGAUCAUCAAGCUUGAAUGAAUGGUGCUACCACAUCUAGCAGCUUAAAGUCAGCCUUCUCAUACUGUGUACAACAAGUUCGCAACUAUGAUUAUCAUCACUACCUCUGUCUUCUUGAACUCCCAACCACCAUGCGAAGAGCUGCUUUUGCUCUUCGUGCCUUCAAUGUUGAAACAUCAAGAGCAAUGGAUGUUGCUUCAGACCCGAAAAUUGGCUUAAUGCGUCUUCUAUGGUGGCAAGAUGCCAUUGACAAGAUCUUCAAGAACAAAAUCAUCGAACACCCAACUGCCUUAGCUCUCGCAUCUGUAAUAUCCGAUCAAAAAAUCAGCAAAAACUGGUUGAAACGAUCUGUUGAAGCUCGUAUAAACGAUGCCCAAAGGGAUGUUGAUGACAUCUAUCAAACAAUUGAAGAGUUAGAGAAAUAUGCUGAAGAUACUUCAUCAACUCUUCUGUAUACAACUCUUCAAGCAGGAGGAAUAGCAUCAACAACUGCAGAUCAUGCAGCUUCACAUAUAGGAAAAGCAAGUGGUCUUCUUUUGCUGAUAAAGUCUCUUCCCUAUCAUGCUAACAGGAACCAUAGCUUUUCUUAUAUACCAUUAAAGGUGGCUGAAAAACAUGGGUUGUUAGUUAAAGAUGGAGAUAGGGUGGAAAUAAGAACUGAUUCACGUGAGAGAUUGAGUGAUGCGGUUUUUGAUAUGGCAUCAAUGGCUAAUGCCCAUUUGCAGAAAGCUCGUGUUUUGACUGAAUCAGUGCCUAAAGAAGCUAGGUCAAUACUUCUGCCAGCUGUCCCUUCACAAGUGAUUUUGGAUUCUUUGAGUCGAGUUGGGUUUGAUGUGUUUGACUCUAGGCUAAAUCGGGGGAUUUUGGGUGUUCCUCCAUUGUUGUUUCAGUUGAAAUUGAAGUGGCAUUCAUGGAGAGGUAUGUACUAAUUGUUUUUCGUUACAUUUUUUGCUAAUUAAAUAACAGAUAGAGUUCCCAUAUUAAAAAGGGUAAUAAAAAGGUAAAGGAAGAACCUUGUGGUUUAUUUAUUUGCUACCAAUGAUUUUGUAUUCAAUGAUGUUUAUUUUGAUUUCUUAUUCAUUGAUCUGUAUCAAAAUGUACAAGUUUUAUUUCUUGUUUGACAGAAAUGUUUGUCAUUUGGGGCUC
Molecule: messenger RNA, 1307 nt
Organism: Lactuca sativa (garden lettuce)
Lineage: Eukaryota; Viridiplantae; Streptophyta; Magnoliopsida; Asterales; Asteraceae
Product: Terpenoid synthases superfamily protein
Biological process (GO): mitochondrial respiratory chain complex I assembly; biosynthetic process
Cellular component (GO): mitochondrion
Source: RefSeq, a predicted model, not a curated record